Molecule: messenger RNA, 3378 nt
Organism: Purpureocillium takamizusanense
Lineage: Eukaryota; Fungi; Ascomycota; Sordariomycetes; Hypocreales; Ophiocordycipitaceae
Exons: 4
Coding region: 1-3378 (1125 amino acids)
Source: RefSeq, a predicted model, not a curated record
AUGGGGCGCAAUCGAGUUCUCUCCUUCAUGUCCCAGUUUUCGGCUGGCAACAAGACUCCGUCCCCGUCUCCGUCACCACCCCACGAUCCCUCAGGAGUCAACUUCAAGCCCGCGGGCAACGCAACGCACUCGCCCUUUACCGACGCCUCCGUUCGCCGUCCCGUCACGCCCCCCUCGCAAUCCGAUUAUGGCACGCCGCUGAACGGCUCCCCGCGAAACAGCAACAGCACCAACAACAGCCCGCCGCAGUACACCCGUCAGCGCACAUCCUCGCGGCCCCUGUCCAUGGUCCAGGCCUACCAGCCGCCCCUCAUGGACAUCAAUGAGGACACGAUCCCGGAGCUGCAGCCCAUCUUCUCGUUUCUCAACAGCCAUUCCAACAAGCUGUAUCAGGAGGGCUAUUUCCUCAAACUCGACGACCAGAACACACAGGGCAAGCCCAACUCUGACCGGACAUGGACCGAAUGCUUUGCCCAGCUCGUCGGCACUGUCCUGUCCCUGUGGGAUGCAGCUGAGCUCGAUGCUGCCGGCGAAGAUGGCGAAGUCCUGCCCAAAUUUAUCAAUUUGACAGAUGCCUCCAUCAAGAUGAUCGAGUCGCUGCCCACACGCUCCAACGAUGAGCAGCCUUUGCAGAACAUCCUGAGCAUUUCCACGGCCGGCCGGAAUCGCUACCUCCUGCACUUCAACUCCCACCACUCGCUCAUUCAAUGGACCGCGGGCAUUCGCCUCGCCAUGUACGAGCACUCUACCCUGCAGGAGGCCUACACCGGCGCGCUCAUCGCCGGCAAGGGUAAGACCCUCAACAACAUCAACGUUGUCAUGGAGCGUGCUCGCUUCAAGACGGAGGAAUGGGUCCGUGUCCGGUUCGGCGCGGGUGUCCCGUGGAGGCGAUGCUGGUGUGUCAUUUCCCCACCGGACGAGAAGGAGUAUGCCAAGCUGCAGAAGGAGCUCAAGAAGAGGUCGCCCUACGACCGGUCUCCCGUUCCCGUUCUCAAGGGAGAUAUAAAGUUCUACGACACUCGCAAGGACGGCAAGAAGCAGAAGAAGGCCCAACCUAUCGCCACCAUCACCGAUGCCUACUCGGCCUAUGCCAUAUAUCCGCAGGCAAAGUCGCUCAUUGACGCAUCGACGCUUUUGAAGAUUGAAGGCAACGUCACCGUUCAUUCAAAUCCGCCGUCGGCGACCGAGGGCUUCAUUUUUGUCAUGCCGGAGACGCACCCCAUGGUCAGUGGCUUUGAGAUGCUGCUGCGGUUCCUCUUCCCAACCUGGGAUACCUUUGGCUUGUACGGUCGGCCUGGCAGGCUUGUCGCCAGCGUAUUGGACAACAGGUCUCUCAUGUUUGCGAUGCCCAAGCACAAGAGAUAUGGCUAUCUCGAGAUCUUGGACGUAUCAACGCUCAUUCUCGAGGACGGUACAUCGUCAUGGACCGAAAGAGAUUGGCGCAAAAAACUCAAAGAAGCCACAGGCACCCGCAUGAAUGCUAUUGAAGACGGUACCAGGUCGCCGCACUCUCGCACCGGCAGCCGCUCAAGCAACAGGCUGAGCUUUGGCAACAGCGCUCCUGGUGGUAAGCCAAAGGUCGGCUUUGCCGAGGAUCGUGGCUCUGUGCGGUCCUCCAGGUCAUUUUCUCUCAAUGGCGGUUCGAGAAACGAGCCGGCGGCCGCAGACCUGAACCGCUUCCAGCCUCCCAUGGCCGGAGUCCAGGCUCACCAUUUGCGCAAUGCGUCGGAUCCUAAUCUCCGCAACGACUACGGGAGCCCCAUGCCCCCCUUGCACGCGUCACCUCCGGCACAGCAUAUGCCCAUUAGAAGCGGCCCGCCGGACCGGAUGGCUUAUGGAGAACCGCUUAGCUCAGACGACGAACCAGGCAGCUCGCCCAGGCCAGAGAUGGGUGAACUCGAAGGCAUGCGGAGCAUGCAAACGCCCGAGCCCGUGUCCCGACCACCAGCCUUCAACCACGGAUCUCAGGCGCGGCCGACAAGCAAGGCCUACCACUCGCCUGAACUUCGGCGUGCCAACAGUCGUCUGUCUAGCACAACAUUGGCUCAGCUAGCGAAAGCCGGCGGGAUAGCCCAUGCUGGUGACAUGCCCCCCCGGAGGGGCGGUGACGACGGUGUGUUAUCCGGCCCUUCGGUACAGCCACACGUCAAUCCUGUAGGAGUGUCUGCUAACGAGUAUCGCUCCUAUGCAGCUCUGAGCCCCCCAGGUCAAGAUCGGCCGGAUCGGCCGUCUGGAGGACACCCCCCCGGACCUUACGGGCCUGGCGCCCAGCGUUCUCGGUCACCAAUGCCACAGGGCUCCCCGAGCCUGUACCCCAAUGACCCGAAUUCUCCGGCCAGGCCGCAUACGUCAGACGGCCGCGGCCCACGCCCAUCUCCUACGCAGCAGCCUGGGUUUAGGCCGGACCAAUAUCGCGGUCCGCCAGGCGGGCCAAUGCCGCCACAGGGUCGAGGGAGGCCGUCUAACCAACGGUCUCCCCAGCAAGACCCAUACGGGAAUGCUCGACCUUUCCCCGGGCCCCAAGGACGGGGAGGGCCACCUCCGAACCAGGGCCAGCCUCAUCGCAAGCCCCUCCCCGCGGGGACGCACCAAAGUUUAACCCCUAAUGACAUCAUUGAGCAUUACGUCUCCGAUGCUUUUCGAGGUCCACCCACUCAGCGGCGGCCCGUGCCGCCACCACAACAAGGCUGGGGCCCUGAAUAUCCGAGCGAUGGACGGCCAUCCACAGAGCGUCCUAGGGCAGGCGUCAUGAAGACGGUUGGCGGAGCAGAGUCGCCGAUCCAACAGCCGGGGUUUGACAUUCCAGAGGUAAAUUUUGGCCCGACCAUUAACUAUGGAGCUACCCCUACGCCUCGUCAGGCGGCUCCUGGGCCUGCUGAACCCGGCAUCCAUGAUCAAGCGAGAAGACCAUAUAAUCCAGAGCAAGGAUCGCACUUUGCCGGACGUCAGUCCCCUGGACCGCAGCUUCAUCACGCGAGACAGGAUUCGGAGGAGAGGGCGAAGCGAACUUUGGCGUGGCAGCCGGGCGGCUCGUACGCCGGAUCAGGGAAACAAGGGCUGACACCAGAACAGUAUGUACAACACCGGUCAGGGGCGUCUCCUCCGCACUAUACCCACGGUGGAGGCCUCAUGGCAGGCGCAGGCGCGCAAGGCAUGGGCCCGAGGACGCCUAGUCCCCAGCCGCCGCACCGAGGAGGCGCGCCGCAGCCGCCGCAGCACGGUGGCUCCAUGAGUCCGCCGGGCGGCUCUGGGGGUAGCUACUCGCGUCCGCCUGGCGCGGGUGCGCAGCCGCCGCCGCAGGGACAGUAUGGCCCCGGCCCAGGCGCGGGACAGAACUCGCGGAAUGCGCCACCGCAGUACCAGGGCCAGGCCUUUUAG